UGGCUAUUCCGUGACCUGUUCUGGUCCCGUAGGGGUGGUUCGAAUGGAGGUACCUGACGGAAAAGGCCCGAGAACUGUGGUGUCCGCAGCACAAACGCGGGUCUAAAUCUCCGCGACGCCGCCCGAGUAUCCCGUGACAGCAUCUUGGCCGCCACCGCCGCCGCUUCCGCUACUCCCAGAGUCCGAUGGCGGCGGCCGAGGGCAGUGUGACUCUGGAGGAUGUGGUUGUGUACUUCUCCUGGGAGGAAUGGGGUCUCCUCGAUGAGGCUCAGAGACGACUGUACUAUGAUGUGAUGCUGGAGAACUUGGCACUUAUAUCUUCACUGGGUUGUUUGUGUGGCCUAGAGAUUGAGAAACCACCUUCUGGACAGAGUGUUUCCCUGGGAAGAUUGCCACAAGUCAGGACUCCAAAGCUAGAUCCAUCAAUCCAGACAGCUACUCUCUGUGAAAUGUGUGUUCCGGUCAUGGCAGAUAUUUCGUCCCCAGCUGAGUAUCGAGGAGCACAUACUGGGCAGAAAUUGAACUCAUGUGUGGCAUGUGGGAAACAGUUUUGUUUUAGUGCAAAUCUUCAACAUCAAGAGCACAAUGUAAUGAAAGCCUACAGCACAGAGGUGGACAUGACCUCUAUGAAGAGCUACAGAGGUCAUUCAUUAGGGAAGCGUUUCACCUUCACGGAGAUUGGAGAGGAUUUCUUCACCAGUGUGGGUCUUUUCCAGCACCAGGCCAUUCCCAAAGCGCUACUGAGUAUACAUAGCAGUACCGGGUGUGGGGAGGCCUUUCACAAUGGAAAAAGCCAUUAUAUGUGUGGUGCAUGUGGGAAAGCUUUCCGCCGCAAACGUACACUUGUUCAGCACCAGAGAAUCCACACUGGAGAAGGACUGUAUGAGUGCAGUGAAUGUGGGAAAACCUUCAGCUACAAGCAUUCAUUUGUCCAGCAUAAGACAAUCCACACUGGAGAAAGGCCUUUUGAAUGCAGUGAAUGUGGGAAGGCCUUCAGGUUCAAAUAUAAACUUGUUGAGCACCAACGUAUUCACACUGGAGAAAGGCCUUAUGAGUGCAGUGACUGUGGGAAAGCUUUUGGAUUUAAAUCCAGACUCGUUCGGCAUCAGAGAAUUCACACUGGGGUAAAGCCUUACGCAUGUGCAGAAUGUGGGAAACUCUUUAGACACAGCUCCAGCCUAAUUCAGCACCGGAGGGUUCACACUGGAGAAAUGCCUUAUGAGUGUGGUGAAUGUGGGAAAUUCUUUAGACAAAACUCCAGCCUCAUUCAGCACCAGAAAUUUCACACUGGAGAAAGUCCUUAUGAGUGCAGUGAAUGUGGGAAAUCUUUUAAACAAAGCUCCAGCCUCAUUCUGCAUAGGAGAAUUCACACCGGACAGAUGCCUUACAACUGCAGCGAAUGUGGGAAAGCCUUCAGCCGCAAAGACACGCUUGUUCAGCACCAGAGAAUCCACACUGGAGAGAAGCCUUAUGAGUGCAGUGAGUGUGGGAAAGCCUUCAGUCGAAAAGCCACACUUGUGCAGCACCAGAGAAUCCACACCGGAGAGAGGCCUUAUGAGUGCAGUGAGUGUGGGAAAUCCUUUAGUCGCAAAGACAACCUGACACAGCACAAAAGAAUUCACACUGGAGAAAUGCCUUAUAAGUGUACUGAAUGUGGAAAAUACUUUAGUCAUCACUCCAAUCUGAUUGUGCACCAGAGAGUUCACAAUGGAGCAAGGCCUUAUAAGUGCAAUGAUUGUGGGAAAGUCUUCAGACACAAAUCUACACUUGUUCAGCAUGAGAGCAUCCAUACUGGAGAAAAUCCGUAUGUUUGUAGUGAUUGUGGAAAAUCCUUUGGCCACAAAUACACCCUCAUUAAACACCAGAGAAUUCACACUGAGACAAGACCUUUUGAAUGCACUGAAUGUGGAAAAUUUUUUAGCCGAAGCUCUGACUUUAUUGCACACCAAAGAGUUCACACAGGUGAAAGGCCUUUUGUGUGCAUCAAAUGUGGGAAAGAUUUCAUAAGGACCUCCCACCUUGUUCGGCACCAAAAAGUUCACACUGGAGAAAGGCCAUAUGAGUGCAAUGAAUGUGGGAAGUCCUAUAGCUUAAGCUCCCACCUCAUUCGGCACCAGAAAGUUCACACUGCAGGUAGGCUUUAGGAGUGCUGUCAACACAACAUCCAUAUGGAGAGGAGCUCUGUGAUUUCCCUUUGAGAGGAAGACAUUAGUCAGACGUUGAACUUCAUGUAUCUGAACAUUAACACUGGGGAGAUACCAUAUGACUGAUGGGUACAAGGAAAGUUUUCAGGGGCUGUAUUGCACUUUCAGACCUGCUCAGGUGCCUUGCUAGGCACCUGCUCAAUGUCUGUAGUUGAAAACAUUUCAACUCUACCAGCUUAGUUACCCUGAUAAUCCUCAGAGAAGACAGACGUUUGUACUGUCUCUGAUCUCUGGGGGAAUUAUAAUAAACCUGGGCUCAUUUCCUCCCUGCUGACUGGUAAAGGUGUGGACAUGACCCAUCUUUAACCAAGAGGACCUGAGUUAUAUUCUGGUAGCAUGAAAAGUUUACUUUUCCUCAUGGACGUUGUCUCAUGUGAUAGUUUUGAUGGAUUUUUCCAGCCUUCUAAAUGACUCAGCUUGAAGAACUACUUGCCUCAUGUUGCUCUGAUUUGUGUGAUAAUAAAGACAUUCUUAUUUGAGCUACCUUUAGUCCUAGAGGUGGUUUUAGUGUUUCACUGGUUUGAAAACAAGUUCUGCAAAACUGAAGAGGUGAACAGUGUGUGUAGGUGCUUCCAACCUUUGUGUGCCUCAAAUGGAACAGCAGGUUGGCAGAGAAGAGUUCUCAAGUCCAUCAGUGUAGCUUUGGUGUUAAUUUCCAUUGCUGAGAAAAGCUUUUUUCUUCCCUUUUUUAAUAAAUAAAUUCUCAAUCAAGAAGAAAUACAAAAUUUAAAAACAGCAUAUUGGGUCCUGGCUGGUGUGGCUCAGUGGAUCUAGUGCC
Molecule: messenger RNA, 2982 nt
Organism: Pteronotus mesoamericanus
Lineage: Eukaryota; Metazoa; Chordata; Mammalia; Chiroptera; Mormoopidae
Product: zinc finger protein 345-like
Exons: 4
Coding region: 186-2144 (652 amino acids)
Biological process (GO): regulation of DNA-templated transcription
Source: RefSeq, a predicted model, not a curated record